Molecule: messenger RNA, 2856 nt
Organism: Morchella importuna
Lineage: Eukaryota; Fungi; Ascomycota; Pezizomycetes; Pezizales; Morchellaceae
Exons: 6
Coding region: 1-2856 (951 amino acids)
Biological process (GO): intracellular protein transport; endoplasmic reticulum to Golgi vesicle-mediated transport; intra-Golgi vesicle-mediated transport
Cellular component (GO): cytoplasm; COPI vesicle coat
Molecular function (GO): structural molecule activity
Source: RefSeq, a predicted model, not a curated record
AUGUCCUCUUUUCUCGAGCAUUCGUACUCUAUUGUACACCUCGACAAUGCCGCGGAUCAGCCAUCGAUCCAGCAGCUCCAGCAGCAGCUGGAAAAGGGUACCGAUGAAUCUAAGCUUGACACUAUGCGUCGGAUCCUGAUCAUCAUGUUGAAUGGAGAUCCGAUGCCACAGCUUCUGAUGCACAUCAUUCGUUUCGUCAUGCCAAGUAAGAGCAAGCCACUCAAGAAGUUGCUAUACUUUUACUAUGAGAUCUGUCCAAAACAUGAUGCGAGUGGAAAGCUGAAACAAGAGAUGAUUUUGGUCUGCAAUGGCAUCCGGAACGAUCUCCUCCACGCAAACGAGUACAUCCGUGGAGCAACCUUACGUUUUCUCUGCAAAGUUCGUGAGCCCGAGCUCCUCGAGCCUCUAGUACCAUCUGCUCGUCAAUGUCUCGAGCACCGCCAUGCAUAUGUUCGCAAGAAUUCGGUACUUGCUAUCCAGUCUAUCUACUCUCACUCGGAGCACCUGAUCCCCGACGCCCCGGAUCUUAUAUUGGCUUUUCUACAGGCGGAGAGUGACAAUACUUGCAAAAGGAAUGCAUUCGCUGCCUUGAGCGCCAUUUCUCAUGCGAAGGCCUUGGAGUACUUGAACUCAGUGUUCGAUCAGAUUGCCAACUCGGAUGAGCUUACACAGCUUGUUCUCAUCGAAUUCAUCAGAAAAGAUGCCGUGCUUAAUUCCGGCAACAAGGCUAGAUACCUCCGGUUAAUCUUCGAUCUUCUGGAAGCGACUUCAAACACUGUUGUUUAUGAAGCUGCUACGUCGUUGACUACUUUAACUAGUAACCCAGUAGCUAUCAAAGCGGCUGCCGGGAAAUUUAUCGAGCUGUGCAUCAAGGUAUCAGACAACAAUGUCAAGCUUAUCGUGCUCGAUAAAGUCGACCAAUUACGAAAAAAGAAUCAGGGUGUGCUGGACGAUUUGGUUAUGGAGGUUCUGCGUGUUUUGUCGAGUCCCGAUAUCGAUGUGCGAAGAAAAGUCCUGGAUAUUGCGAUGGAUAUGAUUUCGAGUAAGAACGUCGAAGAAGUUGUUAUGCUUCUCAAGAAGGAGCUCUCCAAGACUGUGGACCAAGAUUAUGAGAAGAACAACGAGUACAGACAGCUAUUGAUCCAUUCGAUUCACAACUGUGCAAUCAGGUUUUCCGAGGUUGCUGCAAGUGUUGUCGGAUUGCUUAUGGACUUUAUCAGCGAUUUUAACAACUCAUCUGCAGUUGAUGUCAUUGCAUUUGUGAAAGAGGUUGUCGAAAAGUUCCCAGCUCUGCGUUCAUCCAUUGUUGAGCGUCUUAUGACGACUCUCAGCGAGGUCCGGACUGGAAAGGUAUAUAGAGGAGCGCUUUGGAUUGUUGGGGAGUACUGUGUUGAGGAAAAGGAUAUUCGGGAAGCCUGGAAACGGAUACGCCAGAGUCUAGGGGAGAUUCCUAUUCUUGCCUCGGAGCAGCGACUACUUGAUGAACAACCAGGAGAGGAUGAUGAUCAAGCAAAUGGAGGCUCAAAACCUGCUGGGCCUGCUACUGGUUCUCGGAAAGUGCUUGCCGAUGGUACUUAUGCCACUGAGAGUGCCCUCACGAGCGAAUCUGCGAGUCUUGCAAAACUUGAAGCUGUCAGGGCUUCACAAAAGCCACCACUUCGCACCCUUAUUCUUGAUGGAGAUUAUUACUUGGCAUCCGUCCUUGCUGGGACACUUACAAAGCUUGUCAUGCGCCAUGCUGAGAUUGGUGCGGAUGUUUCUCGUACCAAUGCUCUUAAGGCUGAGGCCAUGCUUAUCAUGAUCAGUGUUAUUCGGGUUGGACAGAGUCAGUUCGUAAAGGCCAAGAUUGAUGAAGACAGUAUGGAUCGAAUCAUGUCUUGUGUCAGGUCUUUGGCCGAGUUUGAGCAGAAGAAAGAGAUUGAGGCGGUCUUCCUGGAAGACACUAGAAAGGCAUUCAGGGCUAUGGUUGUUGCUGAGGAAAAGAAGAGGGUAGCUAAGGAGGAGCUGGAGAAAGGAAAGAAUAUGAUCCAGGUCGACGAUGUACUAGGAAUCAGGCAAUUGAGCAAAAAGUCCGCUGCCGACAGCGCCGACGUUGUAGAAGUGGAUAUGGAGAAGGCUACCGGCGGCGAUGCUAAUGUCGAAGACUUGACUUCGAAACUGAGCCGUGUUGUUCAGCUCACUGGGUUUUCGGAUUCUGUCUACGCUGAGGCAUACGUUAAGGUUCACCAAUUUGACAUCAUUCUAGAUGUCUUGCUUGUCAACCAAACCACAGAAACCCUCCAGAACCUUUCUGUUGAAUUUGCAACUCUCGGUGAUCUUAAGGUUGUCGAGCGCCCCACCACCCAAAACCUCGGCCCUCAUGCGUUCCACUCAGUACAAGCUACGAUCAAAGUCUCAUCUACUGAUACUGCUGUAAUUUUCGGCAAUGUGGUAUAUGACGGCCCUGCAUCGACCGAGACAAAUGUAGUUAUCCUCAAUGAUGUUCAUGUUGAUAUCAUGGACUAUAUUCAACCUGCCUACUGCAGUGAGACGCAGUUUAGGACUAUGUGGACCGAGUUCGAGUGGGAGAAUAAGGUUAAUAUCAAUUCGAAGGCAAAGAGUUUGAGGGAGUUCCUAGAUCAAUUGAUGAAGAGUACAAAUAUGGCUUGUUUGACCCCCGAAGCUAGCUUGAAGGGAGACUGUCAAUUUUUGAGUGCAAAUCUUUACGCUAGGAGUGUUUUCGGGGAGGAUGCGCUUGCAAAUCUUAGCAUUGAGAAGGAUGGCGAGGACGGUCCAGUCACUGGUUUCGUACGUAUUCGAAGUAGAUCUCAGGGAUUAGCGCUUUCCUUGGGCUCUUUGAAGGGGCUGCAGAAGUAG